Messenger RNA from Rotaria sp. Silwood1, 1213 nucleotides. NCBI's taxonomy places the organism in Eukaryota, Metazoa, Rotifera, Eurotatoria, Philodinida, Philodinidae. The record is from the annotation of a GenBank genome assembly.
UACCACAAACUGCAGAUGAAGCUUGUAAAUUUGUUAAAGCAGCUGAGUAUUAUCGCAAAUUUAUUCCCAAUUUUUCUCAAAUCGCUGAACCACUUAGGAAAUUCGUUCCAACUACAAGAACUCAACAAAAGAAAGGACAAAAAACAAUGAUUACAUUAACACAAGAUGAACUUAAAGCAUUCGAACAACUUAAACAUUUUCUUACAACUGACUUAGUGUUACGAUUACCGAACAAUAGAUUCCCUUUCAAGGUCCAAACAGAUGCUUCGGAUGAGGGAAUCGGUGCAGUAUUAUUACAAAUAUAUCCAGAUGGUGAUAGACCAAUUGCAUAUCUUUCGAAGAAAUUUACACAAGCACAACGCAAAUGGUCUCCAAUGGAACAAGAAUGUUACGCAUUUAUAUGUGCAUUAGAUAAAUGGCAUAAUUAUUUAAGUGGAAUUCAAUUUACUUGGGAAACUGAUCACAAAGCAUUAACACAAUUAAACCAAAAAGCUCAAAUUAACAAACGAUGCGAAAGAUGGAGAUUAAAAAUUUUAGAAUAUGAUUUCAAGGUGAAAUACAUUCCAGGCUUAACAAAUUCUAUGCCCGAUUAUUUAUCAAGAUCUCCCGUUGAAGAUGCUGAAGAAGAUGCUGAUGAAACCUCACAUCUUCAUUCCAAAUCAACACAAACUGACAUUUUAUAUGAUAACCAACAUUCAUCCAUCAUCGCAGCUGUUGAAACUCGUGCUAUGAAAUUACGAAAUAAUACUUUAAAUGAACUUUCAAAUACAACAAAAUUAACAUCAGAUUCUCUACAUAAUUCUAUUCAAGAGAAUCGCACUACUCCAUUUUCAAUUGAAGAAUUAAUUCAAGCUCAACAAAAUGAUACUUAUGCAAAAAAUAUUUUUAAUAAUAUCAAGAAAUACAAACAUUAUAUUAUAAAAGACAAUAUCUUGAUGCGUCGAUCUAAAACUCCAGUUCCAUAUGUACCACAAGGUGAUUUUCGACGGACAAUUUUACAAAUAUAUCAUGAUACAGCAGCCAAUGGUGCUCACUUUGGAAGAAAUAAAACAAUACAUAAAAUUAAACAACGUUAUUUUUGGCCAUCAAUGUACAAGGAUAUUAAUAAUUAUAUCAAAUCAUGUAUCCCAUGUGCACAAUUUAAUCCUCGUCGACAAAAAACUCCUGGUACUUUACAACCAAUACAACCACCUGAUGGAGUAUGGCAAUUAGU